Marasmius oreades (fairy-ring Marasmius) is the source of this 1197-nucleotide messenger RNA. RefSeq lists its product as uncharacterized. NCBI's taxonomy places the organism in Eukaryota, Fungi, Basidiomycota, Agaricomycetes, Agaricales, Marasmiaceae. The coding region runs from base 10 to 1182 and encodes 390 amino acids. The record is from RefSeq and is a predicted model, not a curated record. The transcript has 2 exons.
CCUCAACCUAUGCCGUCUCCAAAUAACUGCGACUCUGUAGGAAACUUGAAAGAACAGUUGUUCUUAUACAAGUGCGAAAUCGCAACGCUACGUUCUCAAAACACCUUACUACGCUCUCAACUAUCCUCAAUGGAAAAAAACGCAAACCAACUUUGGAACGAUCUCUUUGACGGGGCACGGAAAACGAGCUUCUUCAAACGCGAAGCUACCGCACUAGCCAUGAAAGUUCGGUUUCUAGAACAGCUUUUGAGUAACGCGGUGGAUUCUGGACCAUCAUUGAAUCGUGAUAUUCUGGAACGGUCGGCGAGAGAGCUGCAUGAUGAAUUAGAACAAGGAGGAUUGGAAGAUGAGGAUAUCGUGGCGGGUCUGGACUCUCAGCCCAAGUCGAACGUUUGUAACGACAAGGCUUCACUCAAACCUUCCCAGUCGACAAACAUUCGCCCUUAUGUUCCCAGUUUUUUGAAACCGAUUGCAAUAGCCACCACGACAAUAGAGGCGAUUGGAAGGAACCGGCCGGUCCAGAAUAAUUGUUCCUUGUCGCAUCCCGAUGAUACUUGUUUCUCUGAUGGUCCAACUGCGGAACAAAUAAAAGCACUCUUGUCCUUCAAACGUCUAAUCGCACCUCUUAGUACUGACCUAGGUUCUCUGGAGACGUCUAGCGUAGGAUCCCUUUCUAUCUACAGUCGUGAAUCGUCCGACAUGUCAGAUUCCUACGGGUCCGUUCCCGCGAAAGACGCAGACGCUACCUUGGUCGAAGUCUCACCCUCGCAGUUAUGCAAGUCUAGCACAACCUUUCCAGAAAACAUGGUACCUUCUAUUAAUCCAAAAUCUCGCAUUCCUGUGAACAUUCUAAAGCACUCUCGAAAGUCGUUGACUUCGUUGAAUUUUCCACAAACAUGUUCACCCUCUAAACCCAAACUAUCCCGCCCAACUGCCUCGACGACAUUAAGCAGCGCUCCAGUCACUCAGGAGAAAGAUCGAACUUCAAUCACCCGUCAAAGGCCGUCUUCUCGCUUGGCGAAGACGAAGACGGCCACCCCCCCACUUCACCCAAACAGUUUCAAGCGUUCUCAGCGACCCAAGUCACCUUCUGCCGGAAGGAAUCUAAGGGCUACACGUACCGGAGCUAUUCAGGCGAACAGAAUUCCGUCAACGACUACACCGCAAUCAAGGAGAGGGUGACCAAACGAGAGGAAA